Molecule: messenger RNA, 2147 nt
Organism: Haliotis rubra (blacklip abalone)
Lineage: Eukaryota; Metazoa; Mollusca; Gastropoda; Lepetellida; Haliotidae
Product: GRIP and coiled-coil domain-containing protein 1-like
Exons: 7
Coding region: 76-1632 (518 amino acids)
Cellular component (GO): Golgi apparatus
Source: RefSeq, a predicted model, not a curated record
CAGCUAUCAGAGCUUAGAAGCAAAAUUCGUGCACAUCAGCUGGAGCGUCAGAAAGAAGAAACUGAUCAUGGUGUAAUGCUUAAGGAACUGCAAUUAUUAUUGGCUCAGGAGAGGACUGCAAAAGAACAGCUGGAAGCACAGCUUGAUGCAGUACAGAGUGCCCUAAAGGAGAAAAAUAAUGGCUCACAAGACCAUGAACUGUACGAAAAAAGAAUUAAUUCAUUGUCAGAAGAAUUGACUAUCGUAAGGAAUCAGCUGAAGGAAUCCGACAACAAAUCUAACACUCCAUCACCACUGUUGUUGGAACUGCAGAAAGAAAUGGAGGAACUCAAGACAAGCUACCAGCAGCAAGUUUCUGAAGAAACAAGGAGAGCAAAUGAGGCAGAAUAUCAACACAAUAUAUGUGCACAACAGUCUGAAGAGAGAAUAUGCAGUCUGGAAAGCAAACUGUCUGAAAUAUCUGAUAUUGUGGGCAACUAUGACAAGAAGAGGGUGAAAGACCAGGAGGUGAUCACCAGGCUGAAGGAGAGGGUUAGUCAGCUUGAUCACGAGAACACAGUCCUGGCAACAGCUGCCGUCUCUUCCCUUCCAGUAGAAGAUAGUCACUUGGAUCCUGAAGCAAUAGUGGAGAGAAUAGUUCAUCUAUCACAUCUGCUUAAUGCUGCCAAUACAACUCUGGAAAGUCCUAUUAACAUUCAAGGUCUGUUGAAGGGGGAUAAUGAAAAGACAGACAGCCAGCAUCCACAAUGUGCUCAGUACAAAGAAGAAUUAGAACAUGUCAAGGAGGAAUUUGAAAGAUACAAGUUGCGAGCACAGUCUGUUCUCAAAAACAAAAACAAGGAUUCAUCCAACAAAGAUCUGGAGAUGUUGAAAGAUCAAAUCAGCCAACUGCGAGAGAAACUAAGGCAAGGUCACCAGGAGCAUAAGGAGGUCAUAGAAGCCAAAGAUUUGAAAAUCAACCACCUAAGUAAAACACUGCAGGCAGAUCAGGAACAACACAGACAAACACUCAUAACAAUUAAAUCUCAACAUGCCAAACAAAUCAAGGAAAUGGAGUAUGAAUUAAAGAAGCAGAGGGAGAGGACCAUUGCAAUGUUAGCAGAGAAGGAUGGAGAAAUCGCAGCACUGAAAACUUUUACAAGUCACAAUGUGAACCCAGAAUAUGUCAGUGAUAUGAAUGAAUGCUCAGAUGUUGCCAUGGAACCUGGCAAGCAAGAAGAUACUGAUGGGAAAGAUGCAGUGAAAGAACUUCUUGCUCAGUCACAUGGACAUCCGGGAGAAACUUUGCUGUUACACUUUUCCCAAGAACAGGCACGAAGGGAUGUGGAGCUGUCAAGUUUGAGGAAACAUAAAAGACAGUUAGAAGGAGCAUUAAGGGAUAUCGAACAUGCCAGUACCCUAAGGCAAGAUAAACUCAGAGAAGAAAAUGAGAAGUUAACAGAAGAACUAUGGAAACAGCAAAGAAAUGUCACGCGAGAAAAUGCCAAUCUGGAGUACUUAAAAAAUGUAGUGUAUAAUUUUCUCAUAAGCUCAGAUAAAAGUGGCAAAAAGCAGAUGUUAAAGGCCAUUAUGACAAUAUUGCAGUUCAGUCCAAAAGAGAAAGAUAUGGUAAAUUCAAAUGCUUCUUUGUAGGGUGCUGAAAAUUAUGCAGUCAUAUUUACUGUUGAGACAAAAUUUCCCCUUUUUUGUCCAGAUACUUCUUUUUUCCAUGAAUCAUACACUGAAAUUUUUACAGUACACUCAACCAUCCUACCUACAGUAGACAGUGGUCCAAGCAACGUGCAUUGCUCAUAAGAAUGUGAAACAAACCGAUCCUCCUUCAACUCUUGUGUAGUAUCAAGAGUAUUGACACAGUGUCUUUGUUGACAUGGAUAGCUGAUAAACUGCAUCUAUCCAAGAGCAUUUCAUCAGUGAAUAUCAACUUUUUUCAUCAAGGAUCAGGUUACAGCCAUUAUCACUUUGUUCUGUCAAAUAUCCACAUUCCUUGAUGCAGGAUUCAAGGCACUUAUUCAAGUUUGGGAUGGUGUAUAUAAUCUCCAAUAAGGAAAAGAGUUUUUAUGGAUGUCAACUUCUUUAUUAGGAGGAACACAACAUUUCGGAGUAUAUGUUUGCAUUGUUCCUCAUAAUAUAGAAGUUGACAUCCAUAA